AUGGCCGAACUCGACUUCAGUAUCUUAGAGAAGGUCAAAAAACGGCUCGUGGACCCUCAGGAUACACACGAUCUUGAUCUGGAAACCCAGGUCAUUGGAGAUGCUACACAAAUCAUCAGAAGAAAUUCGAAACCAGAAAGCGCGUCCAUACAAGCAGUUGAAGAAGAAGAUGCCCAAGGCUUUCACUUUGGCCAGUCAUUACUCUUUUCACAGCCAACUCAGAAGAUAAGACACCCUAUAGAGCCCAUCAGGCUUCCUCAAUUAGGACUCGAAGAUGUGGAGGUGCUGAAUCCAGAGACCGCGUCUACGCAGAAGAUAAGCACGGUAUCUGACACCCAAACCAAAGAAAUUGAGGCAGACCUAACAAAGGCGUCUCUCACUGAUGAGGAGAACGAGCUAGACGCCAACGAGGCUGAAACUACUGUGGACUCGUCCGUGCAGAAGAAUGUCACCACUAAGGCGGAACUCGAGGAAAUUCAGAGACAAAUGAGCGAGGAAAAGAGGGCAAAAUCUAUCAAGCCUGCGUUUCUGAAGCGUAGCAUUGACCCGGUAAAGCGAUUAGUUGCUGCUUUUGAGUCAGACUCGGAGGGUGAGGAGGCCAAGGUGUUAAGUGAUCAGCAAUUACCAAAACUGAGCCCGACAACGUCUCCUAUGAAGGAAACGGGCAUGGGUAAAGUCAAUUUGUCUGACUCUGACGACUCUGACCUUGAAAACUCCAACGUUCUUGACUUCAUUCUGAAACCGCCGCCUCCUAAGCUGCCCACCAUGAAGAUUACGCAUAACAAUCCGGUCGAAUCAUAUGCCUUGAACCUUAAACGCCAAAUCUUGUCAUCUCCAACCCGUCAAAAUGAAGAUAAUCCCUCAAUUGACCUUGAUGAUUCAUCAGAAGAGGCUCCUGACGAGAGAAAUAGCGCUGUACCAGAACUCACAAAGGACCAGAGGCUAUUGAUCAAGCAGAAGUUUGCCAGAAAGAAGCUCGAAAAUACCAAAAAGAAAAUUUUCUCAAAAUUUCAGCAUUUGCAUACUACUAAGACCCCCAAUAAACUAUUUCAAGAGCUCAAGCGUGCAAACGCCAAACAGUUGAGCGAGUUAAAGCGUGAAAACGGAGAUGCUGAAUUGAUAGAGGAGAUCGAAAAGGAAGAGGAGGAAAUGGGCACUCUUUUGGAACGUGAAAUUGAGCGUGUGCGCCGUAUCAGAAAGAAGGAAAAGUUGAAGGAGAAGGCUCAACAAGCAUUAUUGACCGGUAAAGUUGAAGGCAAUAGUGACGAAGAAGACGACGGUGACUACAGGGAGGGACUGGAGGAAGAAGAUGUCGUUCCUGAUAGUGAUAUUGACCCUGAAGAAUCCGACUAUGGUCUGGAUGACGAUGAGGAAGGAGAUGACAUUGAGAACAGCGAUGCUUUGUCUAGACAUCCUCGUCGCGUUAUUCUCUCUGAUGACGAAGAUGUUGCCUCUCAGGAGCCUCAGCAAUCUACACAUCAAACUAGUAAGGUAGAGAGGCGCCACGAUGAUAGUUAUAUGUUCGGUGGUCAUGGCAGCGGUUCCACGCCUGAAUCGGACGAAGAGGAAGAAGUGAUGCAUAUACAAAGUGACAGUACACCAAUACCACAACCUCUGCAACAGUUUCAUGAUAUUGUGGAAGAGGAUACCAAGGAUACAAACCUGCGAAAGCUUUUCGGGAAUCUUGAGACAAGAAACGACGAUGCAGACAACUCAAACGUGUCGUUCAAUCAGGAAGAUAGCAUUGAAAAGGCCAUAGAAGUACCAUCGUUUCAGGAUAUUACGCCAUCCCAGGCGUCAGUUGAUUUCACAAUGCAAACCCAAGCCGAUGUAUUGCCUAGCCAGUUAACCUCAGUGACGCAAAAUGACGAGGAAUAUUCUGAUGGAGAGGAAGAUUUCCCAACAGCAGUGUCCAGAGGACGCAGUCAAGUGCAAAAUAAGCUUGAUACAGUUCACGAAAGCGAUGAAGAGAAGGCAGACGAGCCCACAGAAGAGGAGCUUCAAAAACAACUCGCCUUUUUUGAAGAAAAAAUGCGUCGUAAAGAGCUCAAGGCUCGUCGCAAGCGAAAGGAGAUGGAGAGAAAAGGAUUAAAGAAUUUGCUUGAAGGUGAGGCCGAGGAAUCCGAAGACGAAUGGAAAGGCAUUGGAGGUGCUGAUCAUGAAGGAAGUGACCAAGCCGACUCAGAAGAUGAGCGGAUGAUAGAUAACAGGUUUAACAUUGACCUCAAUGAUGAGGAAAUCAGAAAAAAGUUCAUGGAGCAAUACCAAAUCAAAGACAAGAAGGAGUUGGAGAAGUUGAUUGACGACAUCAAAAAUCACAGACUUAUCAAAAGAGCUCGCGGGAACGGGUUUGACAUUGAGUUGAGUGACGAGGAGGACGAGAUGUUGAUGGCGUACAGGCGACAGAAGCUCGAAGAACAGAAGCAACGAUUAUUGGAAAAUCAAAAAUUACAAAAGUUGGUGAAGAAUGAGAAAGCAAAGGCAUUCUUCGAAUCGAUACAAGAUGAAAUGCUUUCAGUAGCUCUUGAUGAGGAUUCUGACGAGGAGGAAAGUUCACCAUCGACUCAGACAGAUGAGAAGUUGGGCGACAGCCAGGCGACUGAGGAAGACCAACCUGACUCAGAGCCUCGAAAAAGAGUACUACAUCUUGAAGAGUCGUUUGUGCAGAAGAAAUUGUCGUUUCUUUCAAGGAACGAUGAUGAUGACUAUAUGAGUAUUCAAAACAUGUCACGCAUGCAACAUGGAGUCCAGUCAGACGAUGAAGUCGAGGAUAUGAUGACGCUUAAGAAUAGAAGUAUGAUGAACUUGUUCAGAUCAGAAACACCAGAGGUUGUGGAAGAUGAGGACAGGGGCCAUAAGAGGCCGAUCGACGAGGUGGCCACAGACGAAGACGAAGAUGACAACAGUGAUACCACGUUGUCUCAGGUAUUUAAAAAGCCAUCUGUUGUGAGCCUGUUUCGCUCCUUCAAGGAGAAGAGAGGCGUACAGGUGUCAAGCCGAAGCUUCUCUGGAGUCACUGUCAACAAGGAGUAUAAGAUGGCUACCGGCUCAGAGGCGUCCAUCUCAUACAUCUCCCGAGCUGCCAAGGUAAAGAACAACACGCCAAAGAUGGACUUCAAGAGCAGCAGAGCCAUCAGAAUUGAAGAGGGGUUGAAAGAAGCCAAAAGAAAGAACUUCUCGAGUAAACUCUUCAACUCCAAGUCUUCCUUUGAGUAA
Candidozyma auris is the source of this 3216-nucleotide messenger RNA. RefSeq names its product chromatin-modulating protein MRC1 (gene GIN1). NCBI's taxonomy places the organism in Eukaryota, Fungi, Ascomycota, Pichiomycetes, Serinales, Metschnikowiaceae. Gene Ontology annotation, biological process: activation of protein kinase activity; mitotic G2 DNA damage checkpoint signaling; mitotic DNA replication checkpoint signaling. The transcript has a single exon. Bases 1 to 3216 code for a protein of 1071 amino acids. The record is from RefSeq and is a predicted model, not a curated record. Gene Ontology annotation, molecular function: anaphase-promoting complex binding.